Molecule: messenger RNA, 1569 nt
Organism: Capsicum annuum
Lineage: Eukaryota; Viridiplantae; Streptophyta; Magnoliopsida; Solanales; Solanaceae
Exons: 3
Coding region: 151-1212 (353 amino acids)
Biological process (GO): protein ubiquitination
Cellular component (GO): CCR4-NOT complex
Molecular function (GO): ubiquitin-protein transferase activity
Source: RefSeq, a predicted model, not a curated record
AAUUUUCUAUAUAUUGAAAGAUCCAAACUUUUCACAAAGAGAUUUGCCGUUAUCUUCUCUCUAUACCUAUCCACCUAAAUUCUUCGACAUAUAUUUCUCUGAUCAAAUUAGAGCUUCUUUUUUGUCACAAAUUCGAUUUACCCACUCAACAUGGUUUCCGAUUCUAUUAUCAAUGCUUCAAUCCCUGUUGCUUCCUCUAAUCCCAAAGAUUUCGCCAAGAAAAAACGGGCUAAUCGGUCGGCGAAGUUGAAGCAGUGCAAGCUUGAUGCUCGACGUGAACAAUGGCUCUCACAAGUGAAGAAUAAAGGCUCCAGACAGGAACUUAAUGGUGGGGGAGGGGCUUGUGGGCAGGGAAUGCAGGUUACUAAUGAAAGAGGCCAAUUGAUGGAGAAGUUAGCUAUAAAGCCGAGAGGAGAGGCAGAGGAAAAUGGGGGUUACACGAGCACGUACAAUGAUUUUGAUUCACCUUCUAAUAGCCCCACCAGCCACACUAGUAGUUUGUUGGAAGGAAAUGAUUCUGGGACCAAUUUCACAGGUGGCAGCAGCAGUAGUAACAGUAGUAGCAGUGGUGGAUGUUGCUCACGAAGUAUGAGUGAGGAAGAUAACGAAGGGGAUGAUGACUGCUUGGAUGAUUGGGAAGCUGUUGCUGAUGCUUUAGCUGCCACUGAUAAGAAGCAGGAGCAGCUUAACUCUAGCUUGGAUUCAGCUCCAGAGAGGGAUGACAAUGUGGUGCAUAUGAGUUCUCAGCAAGAAGCUUCUGACCCGAAGGUACCAGCAAAGGAUACGUCACAGCAGAAUCCCAAGGGCAGAGGAGCAGUACCUGGAUCUCCUGUCGGCAUUCAUGCAUGGAGGCCUAAUGAUGCAUUCCGUCCACAGAGUCUUCCGAAUUUGUCGAAACAGUAUACAUUCCCUAUGAAUUCGGGGCGGCAUUACCGAGGAGGCUCUGUAUGGGGAUGUAAAAGCUUAUCAAUACCCACAUCAUGUCCCAUAUGUUGUGAGGAUUUGGAUUUCACAGAUACAAGUUUUCUCCCUUGUCCUUGCGGGUUUAGGCUUUGUCUCUUUUGUCACAAGAGGAUUCUUGAGGAUGAUGGGCGGUGUCCAGGUUGCAGGAAGCAGUAUAAACAUGACCCAAUUGAGGGAGAGACAACCAAAGAUGCAGGCUGCCUGAUUUUUCGAGCGGCUCGUUCUUGUAGCAUGAUCUCAAGGUCGUAGGGAGAUUUUGUUUUCUGUGAAUGUGUAUGUUGUGUUCCUCUUUCUCUGUGUGGCUUGACUUUGUCAGACUCCAAUUUUUUUUAGCACUAGAUGUUGAUAUAGGAUCGAGAUUCUGAAAGCACUGGGGAACUGUUACGGUUCUCUUAUAAUUUUUCUCAUUAUAGAUAUGAUGCUUGUGCUGAUGUAGAAGACUCGUUAUGUGAAUAGAUAAGGUGGAUAAAGGUUAGAUAGACUGAAUUCGAUGGUAUAAAUGUCCUUGUCUCUUUGAGCACUGUUUCACUUUCUAUCAGAUUACCAUGAAUAAACAUGAGAACAAUGGGACAUCAAUCUUUGAAUGAAUAUCUUUCUUUCUGAACA